AUUUCCCGCGCAAAGGGUCGCGCUUUGGCUGUUUGGCACAGUUACCGUGGCCUUGACCGAGUGACGACACAACGAGUCCGCAGUUGCUCCAAGAAGCUCGCAUAGAUUGGCUGUGGAGCGCUCUAUUUUAAAAUAAUCUGGACGUCGCGGCAGUUUUUAAAUUAUAAUGGCACCAAUAGACACAAGUAAGACACCAAUCGUGUGGGUGCUGGGAGGUCCCGGAUCCGGGAAAGGAACACAAUGCGACAAGAUCAUCGCCAAGUACGGGUUCACUCAUCUCUCCACUGGAGAUCUCCUCAGGGCCGAAGUAAAGAGCGGAUCCGACAGGGCCAAAUGUCUCACCACUAUUAUGGAGAGAGGUGAGUUGGUUCCGAACGACAUUGUGUUGGAUCUGCUGCGGGAGGCUAUUCUGGCCCACGCUAACGACGCCAAAGGUUUCCUCAUAGACGGGUACCCCCGCGAGAAGUCACAGGGCAUCGCCUUCGAGAAAGCUGUCGCGCCAGUCAAUGUGAUAAUAUAUUUCGAGGCGUCGACAGAGACGUUGACGAAGCGGUUGCUGGGUCGCGCAGCCAGCUCGGGACGUGCCGACGACAAUGAGGAGACAAUCAAGUUGAGACUCAAGACCUUCCACGAUAACAACGUGCAUGUCCUGAUGCAGUAUCCGGACAAACUAAAAAAGAUAAACGCAGAAGAUACUGUAGAUUCCAUCUUCAACCAGGUGCAGGAAAUUCUGGAUCCUCUCGUCGCGCACUGAUCACACCUCUGACAUUGUACAUACACAUAACGGCUUCUAA
Leptidea sinapis is the source of this 794-nucleotide messenger RNA. RefSeq names its product adenylate kinase isoenzyme 1 (gene Ak1). Gene Ontology annotation, cellular component: cytosol; cytoplasm. Lineage: Eukaryota; Metazoa; Arthropoda; Insecta; Lepidoptera; Pieridae. The transcript has 5 exons. Gene Ontology annotation, molecular function: ATP binding; AMP kinase activity. Gene Ontology annotation, biological process: nucleoside triphosphate biosynthetic process. The record is from RefSeq and is a predicted model, not a curated record. The coding region runs from base 167 to 754 and encodes 195 amino acids.